Ylistrum balloti is the source of this 1893-nucleotide messenger RNA. RefSeq names its product sialin-like. Gene Ontology annotation, biological process: monoatomic anion transport; transmembrane transport. The record is from RefSeq and is a predicted model, not a curated record. Gene Ontology annotation, molecular function: transmembrane transporter activity. The coding region runs from base 1 to 1893 and encodes 630 amino acids. Lineage: Eukaryota; Metazoa; Mollusca; Bivalvia; Pectinida; Pectinidae. The transcript is spliced from 11 exons.
AUGAGUGAUAUUGAAGAAAGCUUCUUACCAAAAGAUCGAAAUGAAAGUCGAUCGAGAACGUUUAAAGAAAAUGUCCCGUGCUUCUUUUCCCAGAGAUGGUUGCUGGCGUACAUUGCCUUUCUGGGGUUUGUUUGUGUAUACGCUGUCCGUGUGAACUUCAGCGUGGCCAUUGUUUGUAUGGUAAAAUCUUCGGAUGUCCCCACUAAUGGGUCCGUGCUGGUUAACCAGUCAGAUGUCGGUACAUGUGUUGAGGCGGCUUCAAACGUCCGAAGUGAUGAGCAUGCUGAGUUUGACUGGGAUAAGAACACACGUUCCACCAUGCUGGCCUCCUUUUUCUACGGGUACAUUUGUACUCAGAUUUUUGGCGGCUGGCUUUCUGACAGGUUCGGCGGGAAGCGCGUGCUAGGGUAUACAACACUUAUUGCAGCCAUUUGUACACUUCUCACACCAGUGUGCGCCCGUGCAUCUACAACGCUCGUUUAUGUCCUCCGUGUGAUAAUCGGCCUCGCGACAGGUGUAGCCUUUCCGGCCAUGCAGUCAAUUUGGGGUCGAUGGGCGCCGCCUUUAGAACGCAGUAAACUCGUGUCUGUUUCUUAUUUAGGCACUAUGUUUGGAAAUAUUGCAACCUUUGCCUCCUCCGGAAUUCUGUGUGAUUAUGGAUUUGACAACGGAUGGGGGUCCAUUUUCUACAUAACUGGUGGUCUGACGUUUCUCUGGGUCCUGCUGUGGUUUUUUAUGGUGACUGACUCGCCACAGGAACACAAACGGAUUUCAGCUGCAGAACGAGAAUACAUUGUGUCUCAUAUCGAGUACAACACAACAGUCAGGACGGCCAAAGUGCCUUUCAGGGAUAUUGCAAAGUCGCGUGCAUUGUGGGCAUGUCUUACAGCUCACGUGUGCAAUAACUGGACCAAUUACACUCUUCUUACUAGCCUCCCGGCAUUUAUGAAAGCAGUUCUGAAAUUUGACAUCAAACAAAACGGACUGCUGUCCGCAGUUCCUUACCUAUGUCAAGCUGUGUCCGGGUUCCUGGCCGGACAAUCCGCUGACAUUCUUAGGUCUCGGAAAAUCCUCUCCACAACAGCCACGAGACGAACGUACCAGGUAAUAGCAUUUAUAGGAGCAGGUGUGUUUUCUGUUGCUACUGGUUUCGCUACAUGUGAGAAACGGGACAUGGCUGUUAUCUUUCUGUCUAUAGCCGUCAUGUUUACCGGACUUUCCAGGGCAGCAUACGUCGUUAACCAUGUGGAUUUUGCACCUAUGUACGCAGGUGUACUCUAUGGAAUAACGAACACUGCAGCCACUGUACCUGGAAUGGUUGCCCCGAUCGUGGCAGGCGCGCUCACACCAAACGACACCCCGGAGGAAUGGAGGAACGUCUUCUACGUCUGUGCCGCCUUUGAUUUGUUUGGCGCUUUGGUCUUUGGGAUGUUUGGUGUUGGUGAACUUGAACCUUGGGCUCGCGAUCUAAUAGUCGACAAAGAAAUUGACGCUGUAAUCAUCACCAAUAUCGAUGUGGAAAUGGCACAUGACACAGACAAUGUUAAAACUAUUGCUGAUAAGAAUGAAGCCGAGACUGAAGACCUAGAAGAUAAGGACGAACUGAAUGGUAAGAGCGACGCAUUGGAGCAAAAGGGAGACAAUUCUAUGACAGAGACUAACCCUGGUUCUGUAGUAGAAACAGAUACAUCACAAAAUCAAAUUAACGGAAUGGUCGACACACUGACCGACCAAGAGGAUUUAAACGAUGAUUCUUUGAGUGAAAACCAAGGUAAAAGUGAUCCAUCAAAUACAUUAUAUCCGGAGCAGACUUUAUCUGAAAUCGUAUUGUGUGGAACCACUGUAGGUUUAGAUAGUUUGAUUGAAGAAGAAUCGAAACAGAUUAAAGCAUGA